This is a messenger RNA of Vitrella brassicaformis, 2240 nucleotides long. The record is from the annotation of a GenBank genome assembly. NCBI's taxonomy places the organism in Eukaryota, Vitrellaceae.
CUCGACGUCGCCAGGAGAGUACUGAUUGUGGGCACUUUCUGGCUCAGUGUCACCCUCAUGGUCGAAGGCGUUGGGGGCGAUUGUCUCUACAGGUGCCGGAGACGGUUGCGAAAGUCGUGGCUCAUCGUGUUUCCUCUGCUGGUCUUCACCCUCCUGACGUCCAUUUCCCACCAUGUCCAUCUGUCGUCGAUUGUCCAGAACGUCUUCCUCGGUCCAGCCCUUUACAUCUGCAUCGGUAUGUAUGCCUUCUCUCCGUGUCUCCUUCUGAAGGGUUCGUGUCUCGUGUGUCGGUGUCACUGUGCUUGCAGGUGCGGUGACCCCCUACCUGUUCUAUCGUCAGGCGACCGAUGACAUGAACAUGAGUUCCGUCAGAGAGAAGAGGAUAUACGCCCUGCAGGCCGCCUUGACGUGGUUCAUGCCGAUCAUCACCCAUACCAUAUGGCUCGUGCUGUUCCUGCCACUAGCAACGAAGGCGCAGUCGGACGCUCGCCGCACCAAGAUUGCAUUCAUUGCGCUCAUUGUCGGCAGGCCUUUCAUAGGUCAGCACGAAAUCAAAUGAAAGAACAAGUCGUCCGUCCACACGCAAGGACAGUUCGUGUCUCUGCCUGUCCUGCAGGCAUAGCAAUCGCCACAGCCCGGUUUAUCAAUCACGGGCCCCCAACUCGGACAGCUCCACUGAUCUUCCCCUCGGCGGUCCUCUACCUCAGCGUGCCCCGGUUGAUCCAGGCCCGUAUGGAGUCGGUAGAGGCAAAGGUGGUCAACUCUUUGCUGUUCGCCACAUUCGACUUCCUCACCGACCUGUUUCUGCCUUACGGUACGGUUGGGUGCCGUAUUCCUUUUCGACGCUCACGCACGAGACAUACGAACGAACGGACGAUUGUUGCUGUUCUCUGCUUGCGCCCAGGUGACAUCAUCAAGACCACUUUGUGGCGCCACAUAAAGGACAAGUGCAUCAGCGCAGCCAACACCAGCGUCAUGACUUUGAAGCGCAAGGAUUCGGGCCAGGUGUCCCCCUCCCGCGCCGGCAGCACCAGCAACAUCGACAAGACCCGAAGCCCCUCAAUCCUCUCCCGCAGUGUCACCAGCUGCGCCAAGGAGUCGGCUGCCGCCCGGGGUGGGAGACAGAAGUCGACCCUUCAACGUGCGCUCAGCAGCAUGUCGACCAUGACCACAUACACUCGACGAGUGUUCGACCUACGACUGGCGUAUGUGUGCAGAGACACCACCCCCAGAUACCUCAGAGCUCUCUCCGACGGGCUGCACGGUUUCAACCUCAGCGAGCUGAGCAUUUUGGUGUUCUUCAAUGUGUUGAUGCUCACGCUGGAGCAGAUCCUGCAGCCGGGCUACGCGUCUCUGUGUGAGCGGCUGGCGACUCUUGCGGUACUCAUUGUGAUCGAGGCCAUUCUUGAGUGGCUCCUCUUCAUCGUAAGCAAAGAAGGGCCGGCACCAAAACGCAAAGAGCCAAUGUCCUUGUGUGUGUGUGUGUUGUAGUAUGCCGUGAGAGUGGCCAACCUGCCGCUGCUGAGGAUGGAGAGCGAGCCGGGAGUGCGUGUGCUCCGUGUGGUGACGCUGCUGUGCAGUGGGAUCUUAAUCUUCAACAGCAUAGCGCCGUUUGUCUUUUUCUUUAGCGUCCGUGCGCUGGACGAGCGAUACCAGUCUGUGGACGAGAAGCAGAUGUGUGGCCACUACGCCUUUGUGUUUCGGACAUGAGCGUGUGACGGGACUCGCGGGAGAGAGACAGACACAUCACAUGAGAGGUGAAGCGAAGCGUCAUUAUGGUAUGGUAUGGUCAGUCAGUCAGUCAGUCAGCUGUUUGUGCGUCCACAGAAUCAAUGCCACCGAGAGAGAGCGUCUGUCACGAUGCAUUUUUGUAGUUUGGUGUCUGUCUGUGGUCGGAUGGUGUCUUUUUCCAGCCGGCCAUGUGGCUGCCAUUCCUGCGGUCAUGCAUGGCGCCGUUUUCGCAUGUGCGCAUGGGUUCCUGCUAAGCCAGUUGACGGUGGGGGGGAUGAAUAUCCGUGCUUAAUCUCUUAGCUUCAAGGCUAUAUGACGUCAGCUGAAUGAUGGGUAGAGGUUGACAGGCUGGCUCGACGGCGGUGUCAGGUGUAUUUUUCCUCUCUGUUGUGGAUGAGGUGAGGUGAGGUGUGACCAUGACUCGCACACAAGGCAGAGAAGUCAGCUCGAGGAUCAAGGAGACAGGCGUCUGACACUGACAGCUGCCUGAUGCGUGUGAUCAAGUGACG